AUGUUUAUCUUCAAAAAAUCAACAACAACAUUUAUGUUGAUGAUGACCAUUGCUGUUAAAAUAGUGGCCGGUGCUGAUGAAAGUAUUUUAAAAUUUUAUCCAUAUAAACCAAUAUUAGAAUUACCUGAACAUUUAUGUAAAGAAUUGGAAGUAAUAAAUUUAUUCUAUAGUUGUACAAUAUUUGCCGCUGAUUAUUGGAAAACAAAAGUUGAAGAUUAUUAUACAAUAUCACAAAAAUUUUGUUGUUUUGUUUGGAAACAAUUAUCAUGUGAAAUUAAAAUUGCUAAAGUCUGUGUUAAAUCCAAUACGAAUGCGGCCAAUUUCACCAGGUUAUUGGAGGCAACAUCAAUCGACAUGUUUAAACCGUUUUGUGAACAAAAUGGUUAUGGACAAUUUUCAUGGUUUUGUUAUUAUAAUAACACCGAUUUAAUGAUAUUUGGUGGAGUGAUUAUAGCUGCCAUUUUAUUGACCAUCGGUUUCGGCAUAUGGAUGGGUCCAAUGUGUGGAUUUUGUAUCUUUACACAGGUUACUGGCAUGUUUCUUAGUUUUAAACAACCGGAUCCAUUAGUUAAUUAUCAUGUAAAUUAUGAAAGAUAUUUACAUGACAUUAGAGAAUAGAUUGUUGUUUGCAUCAACA
Messenger RNA from Dermatophagoides farinae (American house dust mite), 637 nucleotides. RefSeq lists its product as uncharacterized. The record is from RefSeq and is a predicted model, not a curated record. Lineage: Eukaryota; Metazoa; Arthropoda; Arachnida; Sarcoptiformes; Pyroglyphidae.